AUGAAGGUGUUCAAGGACGUUUUCACUGGUGACGAGCUCUGCUCGGACUCCUAUGCCCAGUUGGCCCCUAUGGAAGACGCCGAUCUGUCGGAAGUGGCCUUCGAGGUCGCGACCAAGCGCGUCGUCAAGGGCGCCGAGGACUACGGCAUUGCAGACAACAGCGAGGAAGACGGCGGCGGCGUUGACAGCGCAACAGAGACAGUUAUCGACGUUGUCGACGCGUUCCGUCUCCAGGAGACUCCGUUCUCGAAGAAGGAGUUCGGAACCUACAUCAAGGGUUACAUGCAGCGCGUGAAGACGCACUUGGAGAAGACCCAGCCCGACCGCGUUGACAAGUUCAUGAGCGGUGGCCAGGCUCUUGUCAAGAAGAUCCUCGGUCAGUUCGACGACUUCCAGUUCUUCCUUGGCGAGAGCGCAGACUGCGAGGCUGGUGUCGUGUUCGCCUACUACAAGGACGGCGAGGAGGCGCCGCGCCUCAUCUACAUCCGCGACGGUUUGAAGGAGGAGAAAUAUUAA
This is a messenger RNA of Neospora caninum, 516 nucleotides long. RefSeq names its product Translationally-controlled tumor protein,related. Bases 1 to 516 code for a protein of 171 amino acids. The transcript has 3 exons. Gene Ontology annotation, cellular component: cytoplasm. The record is from RefSeq and is a predicted model, not a curated record. Gene Ontology annotation, molecular function: calcium ion binding. Lineage: Eukaryota; Apicomplexa; Conoidasida; Eucoccidiorida; Sarcocystidae.